AUGGAGAAAGAACUUUCAGCAUCUACUGAAAAUUCACCUUGGAUAUCAACUUCGACGGAUUUCAAAUGGGCCAUAUGGGAGAUUGCCAGAAGGUUGUCAAAGUUGAAUAGACUUGAAGUUAAAUUGACGUUGAUAAGGAGGAAUAAAAAGUAUUCUGGUUUGUAUAAAGGUACGAAAUCUAUACAGAUUGAUCCGGUGGAUUAUUUGGUCAAGUAUACAGGAGAACAAGUGAAGACUGCUAUGGAUUUUGCCAAAUCCGCUUCGGAGGUCUUGUACUAUGGGAGAAUAUUCGAUAAGGAUGUACUGGAAAGUACUAUAUGGACAAGAUAUUCGACUCCAUUCAACUUGCCUGAGUAUUGUUACAUACCCAAAAAAUACUGGACGAGCGGUGAAUCAUGGUUGGAUCGUUUGGUCUGGAAUCCUAGAAUGGAUUCGUUCUACGAUGCGGAUGAGAUGAUGUCGGAUAGGGAUGGGCAGAUCGCAAGUUCUAGACAGCCUAGUAGGAGAUGA
Kwoniella mangroviensis CBS 8507 is the source of this 510-nucleotide messenger RNA. RefSeq lists its product as uncharacterized. Lineage: Eukaryota; Fungi; Basidiomycota; Tremellomycetes; Tremellales; Cryptococcaceae. The record is from RefSeq and is a predicted model, not a curated record. Bases 1 to 510 code for a protein of 169 amino acids. The transcript has 3 exons.